Molecule: messenger RNA, 487 nt
Organism: Hibiscus syriacus
Lineage: Eukaryota; Viridiplantae; Streptophyta; Magnoliopsida; Malvales; Malvaceae
Product: vacuolar cation/proton exchanger 5-like
Exons: 5
Coding region: 141-458 (105 amino acids)
Biological process (GO): intracellular calcium ion homeostasis; calcium ion transmembrane transport
Cellular component (GO): plant-type vacuole membrane
Molecular function (GO): calcium:proton antiporter activity
Source: RefSeq, a predicted model, not a curated record
GCUGAUUACUUUCACUUUAUGUUUCUCCUUUCUGAUUUUUGGUUGCCAGGGCAUCUGAAGCAUGGGAUUUAUCGAUUGCAUUUAUCAGUGUUAUCUUGCUCCCCAUUAUUGGGAAUGAGGCAGAGCACGCAAGUGCUAUUAUGUUUUCCAUGAAAGACAAGAUUGACAUAUCGUUGGGAGUGGCAAUAGGGUCGUCGACUCAAAUUUCUAUGUUUGGGAUUCCUUUUUGUGUGGUUAUUGGGUGGAUGAUGGGACGGGAAAUGGAUUUAAACUUCCAGCUUUUCGAGACAGUAACUCUGUUCAUAACUGUAAUCGUUGUAGCCUUCUUUCUGCAGGAGGGAACGUCAAACUACUUCAAAGGGCUAAUGCUCAUUCUUUGCUAUCUGAUGGUAGCUGCUAGUUUCUUCGCACACGAAGAUCCUACUUCGACUGAUCAAAAAAAGCAACCGCAAACGUGAACGAUGCGGUCGAAUUAAGGGAUGGUUUC